AUGAGGGAGAUCGUGCAUAUCCAGGCGGGGCAGUGUGGAAAUCAGAUCGGCACUAAGUUUUGGGAAGUAAUCAGCGAUGAACACGGAAUUGACCCGGCCGGAGGCUACGUGGGUGACUCUGCGCUGCAGCUGGAGAGGAUCAGCGUCUACUACAAUGAGUCAUCGUCUCAGAAGUAUGUACCCAGAGCCAUCCUUGUGGAUUUGGAGCCAGGAACCAUGGACAGUGUGAGGUCCGGGCCUUUUGGUCAGCUCUUCAGACCAGACAACUUUAUAUUCGGUCAAACUGGUGCAGGAAACAACUGGGCGAAGGGGCACUACACAGAAGGAGCCGAGUUGGUGGAUUCAGUGCUUGAUGUAGUGAGAAAAGAGUGUGAGCACUGUGACUGCCUGCAAGGGUUUCAGCUCACCCAUUCCCUAGGGGGAGGAACAGGGUCUGGCAUGGGCACCCUGCUCAUUAGCAAGAUCCGAGAGGAGUAUCCUGAUAGAAUCAUGAAUACCUUCAGUGUCAUGCCUUCCCCUAAAGUCUCUGACACUGUGGUGGAGCCCUAUAAUGCCACCCUGUCCGUUCACCAGCUGGUUGAGAACACAGAUGAAACCUACUGCAUCGAUAAUGAGGCACUGUAUGACAUUUGCUUCCGUACCCUGAAGCUAACUACCCCCACCUAUGGAGACCUGAACCACCUGGUGUCUGCCACCAUGAGUGGCGUCACCACCUCCUUGCGCUUCCCAGGCCAGCUCAAUGCUGACCUCCGCAAACUGGCCGUGAACAUGGUCCCUUUCCCUCGCCUCCACUUCUUCAUGCCUGGCUUUGCUCCCCUGACAGCCAGAGGCAGUCAACAGUACCGGGCCCUGACGGUGCCAGAACUGACUCAGCAAAUGUUUGAUGCCAAGAAUAUGAUGGCGGCCUGUGACCCAAGACAUGGGCGCUACCUCACUGUGGCCACUGUCUUUCGGGGUCCUAUGUCCAUGAAGGAGGUAGAUGAGCAGAUGCUGGCCAUCCAGAACAAGAACAGCAGCUACUUUGUGGAGUGGAUCCCCAACAACGUCAAGGUAGCCGUGUGUGACAUCCCACCCCGGGGCCUCAAGAUGGCUUCCACCUUCAUCGGCAAUAGCACGGCCAUCCAAGAGCUGUUCAAGCGCAUCUCUGAGCAGUUCUCAGCCAUGUUCCGGCGCAAGGCCUUUUUGCACUGGUUCACUGGAGAGGGCAUGGAUGAGAUGGAAUUCACUGAGGCUGAGAGCAACAUGAAUGACCUGGUGUCAGAAUACCAGCAGUAUCAAGAAGCUACAGUUAAUGAUGGAGAAGAAACUUUUGAGGAUGAUGAAGAAGAGAUCAAUGAAUAG
This is a messenger RNA of Orycteropus afer afer, 1341 nucleotides long. RefSeq names its product tubulin beta 6 class V (gene TUBB6). Gene Ontology annotation, molecular function: GTP binding; structural constituent of cytoskeleton; GTPase activity. The record is from RefSeq and is a predicted model, not a curated record. Lineage: Eukaryota; Metazoa; Chordata; Mammalia; Tubulidentata; Orycteropodidae. The coding region runs from base 1 to 1341 and encodes 446 amino acids. Gene Ontology annotation, biological process: mitotic cell cycle; microtubule cytoskeleton organization. The transcript is spliced from 4 exons. Gene Ontology annotation, cellular component: cytoplasm; microtubule.